Messenger RNA from Felis catus (domestic cat), 2367 nucleotides. It is a transcript of the gene CF1H1orf105, whose product is annotated as chromosome F1 C1orf105 homolog. Lineage: Eukaryota; Metazoa; Chordata; Mammalia; Carnivora; Felidae. The coding region runs from base 118 to 849 and encodes 243 amino acids. The record is from RefSeq and is a predicted model, not a curated record. The transcript has 8 exons.
GCCCUUUGCCUUGGCUUCUGACAGAAAGGCUUUAGAAUCAGAAGGCAGCACCCUUACUGGAAGCAGUGAGGGAGGUCCCCCCAGUCUCCAGCUAGAAGAAUCCAGGACAUCUGAGAGAUGGAGAAAAGAGAACUAAAGGUUUCUGUGCCAAAAUUUGACAAGAUCCCUUGGCUUAGUGAGGCCAGCCGCAGCAACAAGCCACUGGUGCUCAGCCUUCCCAAAAGUCACAGGUCAAAGGGCAGAACUCUGAACAUCCACACUCCAAGUGGCCUUCCUGCCCUGCCCAGGGGCAGUCCUGGAGCAGAUGCCGUGGUCUGUGUGUCUGGAGCAGUUCUCACUAAAGAGAGACAGAAAGGAAACAGAGGCUCAGAGACUGAAAGACCCGGGAAGAGGAAGACAAACAGCAAAACAGAAACAGAGGCCAGGAGGGACAAGAGUAACCCCAUGCUGAUCAGAAGCAAGCAGCUAUGCUCCACAUGUCAAGAAAUAAAAAUGAAAAGAAAGAGGACAGCAAGGGGAAAUGGAGGACACAAGGACAAAGCCCUACCAUCUGUCAGAGCUGCCGCAGAAAGAGGCCCGUGUCCGCACCGUGUCCGCACGGAUGCCAUACAGGUACAACCAAGAACUUUGAUAAUCCCUCAUAAUCUGAAGCUAUCCUUUGAGAAUUUAAUGAGUCAUAGAAUGAUGAGUCUUCCUCCACCAAAAGCCAAGACUGAAUCCAAACAUUCCUGUAAUGACAUCUCAACAGGAAAAAUUGAAGAAGUACUUAUCGACCCCUACUCUGCACGCUGCCUGCCUCCUCCUCUAAGCAAAGAAGAAAGGAACCUGAGAAUGCACAAACCCUCUUAAACAGGGCUAAGGUUCAUGCGAACAAGUAAGAAACCCUCAUCCAGGUAUGAGUGUGCUCAAAUCACAGUCACCAAGUUAAAAUGUCUUUGUAAUGUGGAGGGUAGACCAAAGAGGGUUGUUUCUUAUUACCUAAACAGUGUAUCAAUACCAGGAAUACUUUCCUUUCCUCUUUGGUAAUAAACAUUCUUCGUUAAGACAAAUAGAUAAUUAUUUCCAUUCUCCCACAAUUUACAUCACUCAUAGAGUUUUUGUUCAAAGUUUCUCCAUUUCUCAUGUUGCUAAGUUAAUAGGUCUUCUUGCUUGUGAGUGCUUAGGAUGGGUGUUCUGUGGGAUGUGUUUGUUAGAGACACACAUAGUCAGCCACCGUGAGUCCUUUCAGCCAAUACAUCUUCUCCACUGCCCACUGGAUGGAUCUGGAGCCUGAUGCAGGGGUUUUGGUUAUGGAGUGCACAAAUGCCCCUGGGCCCACGUUCCACCUGCAGCACGUGUACUUUCUCCCCAGUUCUGUCCUGUCUGGGAGGUGGGAGCCCUGGAUGGGGUGGGAAAGGUGAGAGCCAAGCCAGCAAGGCUCUGUAAGGCGCAUACCUUCCCUACCACACAAAUAAGCAUCAUGUAAAAGACAGGUCUCACGUCAACUAUGCUUCAGUUGAAACAAAAGAAAAUAAAACUGGACAGGUCUCAGACUACUUUUCUCUUUACAGAUUCUCUUCUACAUCACUCAUCUCAAUCAACUUUUUGCAUGUCACUUGAUCCCUGGAGAUCUACCCUUGGUUUUCCUAGACUUCACUUUACUAAUUGUUCUCUUUCAUUUUUUCCAAAGAUCAUUCUUUGGAAUCCCCCUGCCACGUUUGGGUUGGCUCCUCUCAGUUUGGCAAAAGAGAUAACAGAAGGAUCUGAGAAGUCAAGGGGUAUGGGUUUGGCCCUUGACCCUUUCACUUGCUGGCUGUGUGACUUUGGGCAAGCGACUUGACCUCUCUAAGCCUCAGCUUCCUCAUCUGCAAAACAAGGUCACUAUGAGUCCUUUUCUUACAAGUGGUGUUGAGCAAAAGUGAGAACACGUGCCAAACUCCUAGCAAAUAUCUCUGUGGCAGACACUUAAACAUGUUAGCCGUUCAUGAUGUUACUUCCGUCCUUGACACUAUUGUUCUCAUCGGUAGAAGUGGAGUUUUCAUGGCACAACGUUGCCUCGAGUGUCUUGGGUGAGACUCACACCCCAGCCCUAGCCUGGCUCUACCUCCAGAGAUCCCCAUGGCCCACAUCCCCGAGCUCGUAGAAUGGAGGCCAAAUGUACCUCCAAGCACAGAGCUGUGUGAUAAUCUGUCCCUUGAGAUGUUCUGCGAGUUUAUUUUGGAUACGAAAAUCCUUAAUGAUCCUUUUAUUUUGUUUGCCCUGUGCUCUGUUAUUGCUGAUAUGAAAGUAUGUCUAGAAAAUAGAAGUCUUUUCUUCAAUUUACACUUGAGAAACACUGACUUCUUUUUUUAUUGUUAUUAUUUCUAAUGUUUAUUUAUUUUUGAGAGA